GAGUCAGCUGAGCUGCCUGGGCGAGGUUGUGAUCACCUGGGAUCUGCUAAGGGCAGCCUGUAGUCUCUAGGGACUGGAGCUGGGGCGCACAGCUGCGCCACCUUCUACCGGGUUCUCCCCGAUCGUCUCGUCCUACGCAGCGACAGCGAGAAGGGCCUCAUAAUUUGUAAAGGGUUCUCAGGGAUCUGUCAGGCGCUGGGGCAUCACAGCUUGCAAAGCCAGGACGACAGGGGUCCCAGUUGUGACCCCCCCCCCCCCCCAGGCCCCAGACCAAAGGCCCGGAGGUCGAGCACCAUGGCGUCCAUCCUGGAUGAGUAUGAGGACUCGUUGUCCCGCCCGGCCGUCUUGCAGAGCGGUUGCCCUAGCGUGGGCAUCCCCCAUUCUGGGUAUGUAAAUGCCCAGCUGGAGAAGGAAGUGCCUAUCUUCACGAAGCAGCGGAUUGACUUCACUCCCACAGAGCGCAUCACAAGUCUUGUCGUUUCCUGCAAUCAGCUCUGCAUGAGCCUGGGCAAGGAUACACUGCUCCGCAUUGACUUGGGCAAGGCGAGUGAGCCCAACCGUGUGGAACUGGGGCGCAAGGACGAUGCCAAAGUCCACAAGAUGUUCCUGGACCACACUGGCUCUCACCUCCUGAUUGCCCUGAGCACCACCGAGGUCCUUUACAUGAACCGCAACGGACAGAAGGCCCGGCCCCUGGCACGCUGGAAGGGACAGCUGGUGGAGAGCGUAGGUUGGAACAAAGCACUGGGCAACGAGAGCAGCACCGGCCCCAUCCUGGUCGGCACGGCGCAGGGACAGAUCUUCGAGGCCGAGCUGUCCGCCAGCGAAGGGGGCCUCUUCGGCCCGGCGCCGGACCUCUACUUCCGUCCGCUCUACGUGUUAAAUGAAGAAGGGGGCCCAGCCCCCGUGUGCUCCCUCGAGGCCGAGCGCGGCCCCGACGGCCGGGGCUUUGUCAUCGCCACCACCCGGCAGCGCCUCUUCCAGUUCAUAGGCCGGGCCGCGGACGACGCCGAGGCCCAAGGCUUCUCGGGCCUCUUCGCCGCCUACGCGGACCACCCACCGCCGUUCCGGGAGUUCCCGAGCAACCUGGGCUACAGCGAGCUGGCGCUCUACACCCCCAAGCUCCGCUCGGCCCCCCGCGCCUUCGCCUGGAUGAUGGGGGACGGCGUGCUGUACGGCGCCCUGGACUGCGGGCGCCCCGACUCCCUGCUGAGCGAGGAGCGGGUGUGGGAGUACCCGGCGGGGGUGGGGCCCGGGGCCAGCCCGCCCCUCGCCCUCGUCCUCACCCAGUUCCAUUUCCUGCUGCUGCUGGCCGACCGGGUGGAGGCCGUGUGCACCCUGACCGGCCAGGUGGUGCUGCGGGACCACUUCCUGGAGAAGUUCGGACCCCUGCGGCACAUGGCGAAGGACUGGUCCACGGGUCACCUGUGGGCCCACACGGAGCGCGCCGUCUUCCGCUACCACGUGCAGCGCGAGGCCCGGGACGUGUGGCGCACCUACCUGGACAUGAACCGCUUUGACCUGGCCAAGGAGUACUGCCGGGAGCGGCCCGACUGCCUGGACACGGUCCUGGCCCGGGAGGCCGACUUCUGCUUCCGCCAGCACCGCUACCUGGAGAGCGCCCGCUGCUACGCCCUGACCCAGAGCUACUUCGAGGAGAUCGCCCUCAAGUUUCUGGAAGCCCGGCAGGAGGAGGCGCUGGCCGAGUUCCUGCAGCGGAAACUGGCCAGCCUGAAGCCAACCGAGCGGACCCAGGCCACGCUGCUGACCACGUGGCUGACGGAGCUCUACCUGAGCCGCCUGGGUGCCCUGCAGGGCGACCCCGAUGCUCUGAGUCUCUACCGAGAUACACGGGAGUGCUUCCGCACCUUUCUCAGCAGCCCUCGGCACAAAGAGUGGCUCUUCGCCAGCCGGGCCUCCAUCCACGAGCUGCUGGCCAGCCACGGGGACACAGAGCACAUGGUCUUCUUUGCGGUGAUCCUGCAGGACUACGAGCGGGUGGUGGCCUACCACUGCCAGCACGAGGCCUACGAGGAGGCCCUGGCAGUGCUUGCCCGCCACCGUGACCCCCAGCUCUUCUACAAAUUCUCCCCCGUGCUCAUCCGACACAUCCCCCGCCAGCUGGUAGAUGCCUGGAUCGAGAUGGGCAGCCGCCUGGAUGCCCGGCAGCUCAUCCCCGCCCUCGUGAACUAUAGCCAGGGCGGGGAGGCCCAGCAGGUGAGCCAGGCCAUCCGCUACAUGGAAUUCUGCGUGAACGUGCUUGGCGAGACCGAGCAGGCCAUUCACAACUACCUGCUGUCGCUGUAUGCCCGCGGCCAGCCGGCCUCGCUGCUGGCCUACCUGGAGCAAGCCGGGGCCAGCCCGCACCGUGUGCAUUACGAUCUCAAAUACGCGCUCCGGCUCUGUGCCGAGCACGGCCACCACCGCGCUUGCGUCCACGUCUAUAAGGUGUUGGAGCUGUAUGAGGAGGCGGUGGACCUAGCCCUGCAGGUGGAUGUGGACCUGGCCAAGCAGUGUGCAGACUUGCCACAGGAGGAUGAGGAACUGCGCAAGAAACUGUGGCUCAAGAUUGCCCGGCACGUGGUGCAGGAGGAGGAAGACGUGCAGACAGCCAUGGCAUGCUUGGCCAGCUGUCCCUUGCUCAAGAUUGAGGAUGUGCUACCCUUCUUUCCUGACUUUGUCACGAUCGACCACUUCAAGGAGGCAAUCUGCAGUUCACUUAAGGCCUACAACCACCACAUCCAAGAGCUGCAGCAGGAGAUGGAGGAAGCCACGGCCAGCGCCCAGCGGAUCCGACAAGACCUGCAGGAGCUGCGGGGACGCUAUGGCACCGUGGAGCCCCAGGACAAAUGCUCUACCUGUGACUUCCCUCUGCUCAACCGGCCCUUCUACCUCUUCCUCUGUGGCCACAUGUUUCACGCCGACUGUCUCCUGCAGGCCGUGAGGCCCGGCCUCCCCGCCUACAAGCAGGCCCGGCUGGAGGAGCUGCAGCGCAAGCUCGGGGCUGCGCCUCCUCCAACCAAAGGCUCUGCCAAGGCCAAAGAGGCCGAAGCUGGGGCUGCAGCCGGGGGGCCCAGCCGGGAACAGCUCAAGGCUGACCUCGAUGAACUGGUGGCCGCCGAGUGUGUGUACUGCGGGGAACUGAUGAUUCGCUCUAUUGACCGGCCCUUCAUUGACCCCCAGCGCUAUGAGGACGAAAACCUCAGCUGGCAGUAGGAGGUUGUCCCCAUGUCCCCGUGUGGGUAGACAGGCAGGGAUGCAGCUAUCAGAUUCUCCUGAGAAGGCCAUACUCUGAUUGGGUCCGGUCCCUAGGAUUUCUGGGUCUGUGAUUGCGGGGGUGAUGGGUUCAUGCUUCUGCCCUGAGGCUUCAGGUGCUUCAGGCCUGCCUUAGAGCUGCUCAUCCCCCCAGGCACCUAUGAGCCUGGAGAGGCCAGACGUGAUCCUUCUACACACAUACACACCCCUCAUGUAACAGCACCUUUGUUCUUGUCAUACCCCAACAUGUUCACCUGUUCACCUGGACUGAGUAGCCCUCCUCCCCUUGUCACUCAGUAGCCUCUGGACCAUGCUCAACGUGGCUCUGGGGCUCCAGUGUGGGAGUGCCCUGAAGCCAAGGACAAGGGAAAAUAGUGACAAGUGGAGAACAUUAAAUCGUCUGCACUACA
Psammomys obesus (fat sand rat) is the source of this 3665-nucleotide messenger RNA. RefSeq names its product VPS18 core subunit of CORVET and HOPS complexes (gene Vps18). Gene Ontology annotation, cellular component: HOPS complex; endosome. Lineage: Eukaryota; Metazoa; Chordata; Mammalia; Rodentia; Muridae. The coding region runs from base 295 to 3216 and encodes 973 amino acids. Gene Ontology annotation, molecular function: protein-macromolecule adaptor activity. The transcript is spliced from 5 exons. The record is from RefSeq and is a predicted model, not a curated record. Gene Ontology annotation, biological process: endosome to lysosome transport; intracellular protein transport; lysosome organization.